AUGGCAUGCAUAAACAUGUUCAAUAAUGAUCAGCAAAGCCUCUGCACAUCAAUGGGUCCAAGAAUCUCCUUCUCUAAUGACUUUGCAGAUUCCCAGCACCCAAAGAGGCAUGAUCACAGCUACAAAGAAGCUCCAGUCUCCUCAGACUUCGAGUUCUCAGUCCCCACCUACAACAUCAUCUCUGCAGAUGAAGUGUUCUUCAAGGGCAAAAUCUUGCCCUUGAAGGAGAAAUCAUCCACCAAGACUCUCAGAGAUGAGCUCCUCCAGGCGGCAGAUGAUGAUGACUAUGGCGAUCUCUUCCUAAAGGGCACCAGCAGCCGGUGGAGGGAGCGCUUGGGGUUGAAGAGAUCUCCUGUUUUCCCCAAGAAAUUAGCUGACCGGAACGACGAAGGCCGCCUCGAAGGAAUAGAUGAAGUUAAGGUUCAAGAUUUGAUCAACAUUGCAGGUGGGAAGUAG
Molecule: messenger RNA, 456 nt
Organism: Ipomoea nil (Japanese morning glory)
Lineage: Eukaryota; Viridiplantae; Streptophyta; Magnoliopsida; Solanales; Convolvulaceae
Exons: 1
Coding region: 1-456 (151 amino acids)
Source: RefSeq, a predicted model, not a curated record